Messenger RNA from Passer domesticus (house sparrow), 2983 nucleotides. It is a transcript of the gene RNF128, whose product is annotated as ring finger protein 128. The record is from RefSeq and is a predicted model, not a curated record. The coding region runs from base 119 to 1699 and encodes 526 amino acids. NCBI's taxonomy places the organism in Eukaryota, Metazoa, Chordata, Aves, Passeriformes, Passeridae. The transcript is spliced from 8 exons.
CACUCUAUUCUUGUUCCUUCUAGCUUUCUGAUGAAUCUUUUCUCUCUGUUCUUUUAGUAUAGUUUUAAUGUUUUAAUAUAAUAUAUAUCAUAAUAUAAUAAACCAGCUUUCUGAGAACAUGGAGUCCAGACUCGUGUCUCCACACAUGGGGCACCAGACACGACAGGGCGCAGGUGGAAACAGGAGCCGAGCGCUCUCGGGGAAGCACCGCGCCGGUGGAGUUUGUGCCGGGCUGGGAGAGGAGGAGGAGGAAGAGGAGAGGAGGAGGAGAGGAGGAGGAUGGGCGGUGUGCGGCGGCAGCAGGAGGAAGUUUGGCCGCAGGAGCUUGCGGCGCAGGGCGGGCGUGUCCCGGGCUGCGGGCGCUCACCUGGCCCGGGUCAGGUUCCCGCUGGCACUCGCGCGUUCCGUGCCCGCACUGCGCUCUCCAGCACGGAAAACACCUCCGGACAUCUCCGGCUCCUGCUGCUGGGGACAGGCAAUGAAGCGAGUCAAGAAGUUCUGGUUUCUCCUUCUCCUGAUGGAUUUUUUAAUUUCCUUCCACACCACAGAGGCAAUUUCUGUGAUGGCCUCUCUCAGUUUGUUCUAUUUCAACAGCACCAGCAACAGGACGGUGUUUGAGCGCUGUGAAUGUGGCCUGUAUGGCUUUAACUCUCCUUACAUUGGUGCUCAGGGGGUGGUGGGCAUUCCAGCAGCUGCUGAUCACUAUGCCUGCGACAAAAAUACCGACUUCACUGUCACGGAAGCACCGUGGAUAGCCCUGAUUGAAAGGGGCAAUUGCAGUUUUGCUGAAAAAAUUCAGGUGGCAACCAGAAAGGGUGCAGCAGCGGCCGUGAUCUACAAUUCUCGAGGCAGAGGCAACAACACCCUCCUGAUGGCACAUCAAGGUGCUGAAAAGAUCGUUGCAAUUAUGAUUGGCAACCUGAAGGGCAUGGAAAUCCUGCGCCGGAUUCAGAGCGGCUUGAAAGUCACCAUGGUCAUCGAAGUGGGCAAAAAGCGCAGUCUUUCCAUGAAUAUCUUCACCAUCCUCUUCAUCUCUGUGUCCUUUUUUGUUGUGGCAGCAGCAACUGUGGGCUGCUAUGUCUCUUACUCUGCUCGGAGACUCAUUAUGGCAAGGGCCCAGUCCCGGGAGCAGCGGCGGCUGAGGGCCAGGGCCAAGAAGGCCAUUGAACAGAUGGAGCUGCGCACCCUGAGGGAAGGGGACAAGGAAACUGGUCCAGAUGGAGAUUCCUGUGUUGUGUGCUUUGAGCAGUACAAACCGAAUGAUGUAAUGCGUGUUCUGACUUGCAACCACUUCUUCCACAAGACCUGUAUUGACCCCUGGCUUCUGGAACACGGGACGUGUCCUCUGUGCAAGUGUGACAUCCUCAAAGUGUUGGGUGUGGAGAUGGAUGUAGAACCACGGUCUGAGCCUGUGCAAGCCCCAGGAUCCAGUGGCCAAAGACCUCUAUCCACUGUCACUAUAGUUAAUGAAGAGGACAAUCUUAGUGAAACAGCAUCAUCUGGAUAUGAUUCUGUACAGGGACCAGAUGAAUCUGCUCAGGAGGCACAGGCACCAUCAGAAAAUGACAACACACAUCCUGUGAGUGAAGAGUCCCAGCCCUGCACUGUGACUGUCCUUUCACAUGGUGACAACCCAGGUUUUGAGGGAGAUGAAACACAAGCUUGUGAAAGCAGAAUUGUUUGUGAAGUCACAUUGUAAGAACAUGCCCAGCCAUGUGGUGCAAGCCUUCUGCAAGGAGCUGCCUACUGCCAUUCCAUAUAAAACAAAAGUUGCAAGACUGCUGCAGAAAAUACUGCAUUGGCAAUGCUUAGAUAAAUAGACUUGUCCAAAUAGUAAUUAUAUGGUUUGCCUUUCUUAAAACUGUAUUUCCCACAGGAGUCUUAACACUCUCCAGGUAAAGCUGUCUUAAAUAUAAAGAAAACCAGCAGAUUUUAACUAAAACAAAAAUUCCAUCUUCAGCAAAGCUUCUCUACUGUGUUUGAGCUGUUUAAGUGAGAAGAUUUUGUACGUCAUAGUUGUCUCCACUGGGAAUUGUUUUGAGUUGAGUUUUUUUGCUUGUUAUUUUCAUUCAAGUGGAUUUUCAUUGUAAACAAAUUAUUUUGAUCUGAUACUUAUUUAUGAGACAGUUUUGUUUAAAGCAACAUGGUAUUUAAUGUUUCAGUGCACUAUUUUGAUAGGAGAAAGUGCAAACUAAUGCUUGUCAAACUGGAUUUUGUCCACAGUGUCUUUGGUUCUCUAGUAACCGACUGAUUCUCUACCUCUCAACUCCAGCCUGCCAACACACAUUCCUAAAGGGGAAGAAAAGAGAGCUGCAAGCUGACAGGCCAAAUCUGACUUACUGUAAAGGGAACAACUGCAGGAACUUUUCAAAUCUCGUUAAAGUUAGUUUGUUAGUCUGAAAGAUCCUCAAGUGAUUUGAGGAGCUAUAACCACCUCUAGCACCAGCAAUGUGCCAGAGUCCUGGCUUUGUGGGAGUCUGGGAUGACUUCAGGAAAGACUCGGCCGAAGAUGAACAGACAGGUUCUUAUGAAAGGAGCUGCUGUGUUUUGUUCAGAAAUGAUGCAGUCUCUGUAAAAUGCUGGACUGUUGCUGUACAUAGUCUUGCUCAAGUGCACAAGCUGCAGGGAGAGCCGAUGUCCUGUGAGUAACCGAGGGUUGGAGAAGCUGUCUGUCCUCCGUGUGGAGUUGAGAUGGGGUCAAGUAGGAACACUGGGUGUGCCUCAAUAGUAAGUGACUUGGCCUUGUCCAGUGAAGGUAACUAAGGACAUCUUAUAAAUGCACUUUAUUUUUUUACCUCUGCAUCUUUGACUAGUUUCUAUUGUUUAGUAGGAUUUUGUCUCCAAUAAAUAACUUAAGAAUCGGAGGGGGAAAGCAAUGCAUUUUCUUAGCUAUAGUACAAAUGAAAUGGUUGUAAAUAUUUCAUAAUUUGUAUUGAAUUUGAAUAUGAAAAUGUAACUGUAAAUAAAACACUAUUUUUGAUGA